UUCUCUCUCUCUCUAGUCUCUAGACUAAAACAAACCCUAGCAUUCUAUUUCUCUCUCCGGGGUAAAAAUAUAUAAAUUAAAAAAAGUUAAAAUAGAAAAAUAAUUCGGCAAAUGAUCUUCAAUUAGGGUUUCGAAUCAGAGGUCUGUUUUUGGGCGUAUCAAAUUCCCUGGUUGAAUCAUCCAAAUUGAGGCUAUAUCUCUUCUGAUCUUCACCGUUUCGAUGUUAUCCAUGAAAGAUCUGGAAGUGGGUUUAAGUUGUGUCAGAUGGGAUAGAUGAAUUGGGGGUUUCGGUGUGGGGCGUUCAAAUUGAGGGAUUGUUGAUGGAGAUUAGUGUAGGAAACUCAGGAGGUAGUAAAACAAAGUCGUUGGAUCUCAAAACACUUUAUAAAUCGGAGGUGAGUAACAAGGGGGAGCCUGUCAAGAAGGAAACGAGUAGUUGGCUGGGAAAUGGUGAGGGAGCGGAGGCAAAGAAGAGAAAGAACAGGAAUGAGGUGGCUAUUAGUAGCUUUGAGGAUCUGGCAGAGAGGAAAAGGGUUAAGCAUGGCAUAGAUGAUAUUGAAGUUGAUGGGGCUGAUUCAUGUUCUGCUCAGUCAUCUGGGCUUGCUCAGAAGAUUAAUGGUGGUGCUGGCUUGAAUGCCAUUGGUGUUAAUAUUGGUAGUGACAGCCAUGGUGUACUUAUUCCAAAGCGUCCACGGGGAACAGUUGGGCGGAGUAAGUUUGCUAAGAGUCAUCUUCUUAAACCAUCUGCAUCAUCAGAUUCUGUUGAAAAGGUUACCAAGCUGAAGGAUGAGGUGAAUGAAGAUAUGCAGGAUGAGGUUUCUGGCAGGGAUGAACCUGUGGAUAGUAAGGCCUCUUCUGCAGAACAGAUUAUUAAGUUAAACGGUAACAAUGAGGUUGAUCAGAAGGGAGUGGUUGAUUCCAAAGGGAAUCAAAAACAGGAAUCAACCACAGUUACUUCAAAUCUGCAUGAAAAGAACGGUAAGCCGGAUGUUUCACUGGAAAUUCCACAGGAAAAUGUUUCUAGUGCAGAUGCACACGUAAACAGUAGCUCAUUGGGUUCCGAGUUAAAAAAAGAGAUUGAUGAAAUUCCACAGGGCAAAGUUCCUGGUGCAGAUGCAUCCCUAAGCAGUAAUUCUACUUCUGCUGACCAGAUGGGUAAGUUAAAUGGAAAUUCCAAGGGUCAACCUAGAAACAAUGUUAAGAGAAAGGGAAUAAUAGAUGGUAAGCAAAAGGAGGAUUCUGCAGCAGUUGAUCUUGAGAAGGGAGAAGGUACCGAAAAAGAUUCAUCUUCUAAAAGAAACAGGAGCAACCAUAGGAAAAGAAAGUAUCUGGGAUCAGGCAAUGAGGCAUCUGUUGAGAAAAACGUUGGUGCAUGUGACCUUGAUCCUGAUGAUGAUCUUGAACAGAAUGCAGCUCGGAUGCUUUCAUCUCGUUUUGAUCCUAGCUGUAUUGGAUUUGCAUCAAAAAACAGAACUUGUGCUUCUGCUGAAUUAUCUGUGAAUGGGGGGGAGUCUCUUUCAGAAAAACCUACUGCUUCAGAUGCUGAUGCUGAUGCUGAUGCGGCAGACAGAGUGUUACGCCCCAGGAGACAGCAGAAAGGUAAGGGGGCCUCUAGAAAGAGGCGCCACUUCUACGAAGUACAUUCUGAUGACAUGGAUGCUCACUGGUUCCUGAACAGAAGGAUUAAGAUCUUCUGGCCUCUAGAUGAAAGUUGGUACUAUGGCCUGGUAAACGAUUAUGAUGCAGAAAAAAAUCUUCAUCAUAUAAAGUAUGAUGAUCGGGAUGAAGAAUGGAUUAGUCUUGAAAAUGAAAGAUUCAAACUAUUGCUUCUUCCUUGUGAAGUUCCACAAAAGCCAAGCCUUAAUAAAGAUACAGAUACCCACAAGAAAGACAAGGGAACCAGAUCCUUUCACAUAAAAGACGAGGCCUUUAUGGCGACCCAUAUGGAAUCAGAGCCAAUCAUCUCAUGGUUGGCUCGUCCUUCUCAUCGAGCUAAAUCGUCUCCUUUGAAAAAGCAAAAACAAUCACAUGUUAUUGAUAGAAACAUGCUUCUUCUGGAAAGAGAAACCGACAAGCCGAACUGCACUUCUGUUUUUUUAAGCACAUCAAAGGAAAGCUCUAAUAGCAGUGAAGGACAUCUACCUAUUGUUUAUGUGAGAAGGCGAAACCGCAGGUUUAGUGAUGCAUCAUGUGUACCGUUUGUUGCAUGGUCACUAAAUAGUGCAGGUGGGUUGAAGUUAGAUACAGCAUUGAUAGAAUCUAAAAAGUUUGAAAUAUGCAUAUCACUUUGGCCUAUGUUGACAUACGUACUUGGGGCGGACAUAUUAUGGUUAUUUUCCCGUCUAUUGCUGCUUCAGUAUGGAACCAUGGUUGCCAUGUGGCCUACUGUUUUCAUGGAGGUGCUGUUUGUUGAUAAUAUUGUUGGGUUGAGGCUGUUUCUUUUUGAAGGCUGCUUAAAGCAAGCUGUGACCUUUGUUUUCCUAGUCAUGAAAGUGUUUUGUGAAGCUGAGAAAGACGAGUCUAUCAAACACCAAGUUCCAGUGACAUCAAUAAGAUUCAAACUUUCUUUCUUUCAGAACUUCAGAAAGGAGAAGGUUUUCGCGUAUUAUAGUUUCUCAAAGGUGAGAGAUUCUAACUGGCGGUAUCUUGAUUCUGAGUUGCAGCCACAUUGUUUACUUACAAAACAGCUGUCUCUUCCUGAGUGCACAUAUGACAAUGUUAAACUACUGGAAGCUGGAACACAACAGUCACAAAUACCUUUUGCUGCUCAAACUGCUUACUUUGAGGUUUUCCAUAAAAAACCAAAUCUUGGUGCUGUGAUCAGUAGCAGUCCUAGAUCACCGUGCAGCCCUGUACCUGGGAGUCGGCCUUCAACAAUUUACAGUUUGAAAAAUGGGAAUCUUCCUCCAUUUGCUCUUUCAUUUUCUGCUGCCCCAAAUUUCUUCCUUAGCAUGCAUCUCAAACUUUUAUUGGAACGUAGCAUCGAUUCAUUGAGCCUUCAAGACCAUGAUUCUCUUCACCCCCCACAGGAUACUUUCCAUCAACAUGCAGAUGAUGAUGAUGAUGAGAGCCUUUCUAGUGGAUCUCCUGCCAUUGAUGAGAAGCCAACCCAACUUGUUCUUGAUCCAAUUUCUAUCUCUUCUAAAUCUGGUCAAAUUAGUGUUGAAAUCCCGGCAUCUGAUGAAAUUUACAUGGAUUGCCAGAAAACACCUGGCGCUGAUGUGGCUUGGAAUCUAAGUGAUGACAUCAUCUGCAGCAGCCCUCCUAACCCUACAGCCCCUAGAAGUUUGUGGACUCGCAACAAAUCAUGGGCGGAUGGGAAGGCAGAUUUUAUUGGGAAUGGAUUCAGCAAUGGGCCUAAGAAGCCAAGAACUCAGGUCCAGUACACAUUGCCUUGUCGAGAGUUUAAUUUUAAGAAUAAUAAAGGAGGGCAUAACCAGACUGGUCUUCCUUACCAGAGAAUCAGGAGAGCAAACGAUAAGAAAACAUCAGGACCAGAUUCUUCUUCUAAAGGACCUCGAAGGAACCUGGAGUUGGUGGCCUGUGACGCGAAUAUAUUGAUCAACGAUGGGGAUAAAGGGUGGAGAGAAUGUGGGGCAAGGGUAUUUUUGGAAGUUGCUGAUCAGAACGAGUGGAAACUUGCAGUGAAAUGUAGUGGGGUGUUGAAGUAUGCACAUAAGGUGCACCAAGAUUUACAACCGGGUUCAACGAACCGCUACACUCAUGCGAUGAUGUGGAAAGGAGGAAAGGAUUGGGCACUUGAGUUCCCAGACAGGGGUCAGUGGGUUCUUUUUAAGGAAAUGCAUGAGGAAUGUCACAAUAGGAAUAUACGAGCAGCAUCCAUAAAAAACAUCCCGAUUCCUGGUGUUCGUUUGAUCGAGGAUUUGGUUGAUGAUCAAGAAGAGGCGCCUUUUGUCAGAAGCUCAUGGUACUUUCGCCAGGUCAGAAAUGAUGUUGAAAUGGCCAUGGAUGGAUCACAUGUUAUGUAUGACAUGGAUAGUGAAGAUGAAGAGUGGGUUUGUAGGAGUAGGAGUAGGGAAAAUGAAAUGAUCUCUGAUGAGGUUUUUGAGAAGGUUAUGGAUAUGUUGGAGAAGCUUUCGUAUGCUCAGAAACGUGAUCACUUUACAUCCGGAGAAAUUGAAGAGCUGAUUGCCAGAGUAACUCCCAUGCAAGCCGCCAAAACCAUUUACGAGCAUUGGAGGGAAAAGAGGCAACGCAAAGGAAUGCCACUAAUCAGACAUCUCCAGCCUCCAUUGUGGGAAAGAUACCAGCAAAUAUGUAGAGAAUGGGAUCAAUCACAGCAUUCACAGCCCAAGUUGUUGACAACAGGCGUGUUGAGUGGGUCCCAGGAGAAGGCAUCAGCAUCAGCAUCAGGAGCAGGAGCAGCAGAUGAUAAACCCCCCAUGUUUGCUUUCUGCUUGAAGCCCCGAGGUCUGGAAUUGCUCAACAAGGGUUCCAAACACAGACCACAUAAGAAAAUCUCACUCUCUGGCCACAGCCAUGCCUUUUUAGCCGAUCAUGAUACCCCUACCCCCCAUCAUGCUUCUGCUUCUGCUUCUGGAAGAAGAGUAAAUACGCAUGUUUUAGGAGACGAUCGGGCGGAGUCCUCAGAUGUUUCUCCACUGCUAUCAAGGAUGUAUUCGCCAACUGGCCCAGGCCAUUUCUCUUUAGACGGGGACGCAUCGGAUUGGAAUCACCAACUCCGACUCCAACGAAACACCUCCAACUCCAACUCCAAGACCAUUAAACCACUCAUAUCCCCAAGACCUUGUGCCCCUCCAUCCACCUUCCGGAAGCCCGGAAAAAGAAACAACGGGAACGGGAAAAAACCAAAUAACCUUUUCCCCGAUUGGCACAACCACUCAAGUCCACCAUAUCGCCACCCCGGCCAACUCCUCCUGGGCGGCUCUGAUCUUGAUGAAUUCAGACUCCGGGAUGCCUCCAGUGCCGCCAAGCAUGCCCGGAAUAUGGCGAAAUUAAAAAGAGAACGAGCUCAGAAACUCAUGUUGAGUGCUGACCUGGCGAUUCAUAAGGCGGUUUCCGCUCUAAUGACAGCUGAAGCAAUCAAGGCUAUGAAUGAGUGAAUGAAGGGUAUUUUUCGUCUUUUGUUGAUAGGUUGAUUUUGAUUUUUGAAAUUUGUUCCAACUGUGCCCGGUUUUGGUACAUUUGGUAGUUGGUUAGGCCAUAGUUCUCCCCGAAGCAUCAGAAUGUCGGUCGCUUGUGCACAAUGCGAUUUUGAGUUGGUGCAUUUGUGGGAUUAGGUUGGGGGGGUGUCGCACUUUUGGUUAGACAUUAUUUCAUUUGUACAGAAAAUUGCCACCCUCCUCAACCCAACCCUCCAAAAAAAAAGCAAAAAAAGAAUAUUGUGGUUAGCUAAAAUAAUAGUGUUGUGCAACUGAAAACUCACUCAUGAUUGGCAUGAGAAUGAAUACAAAGAAAAGGGAAGCAAGUGGCAUUAGUCAGUCAUAUUAGUUACUACUGUCUUCAUAAUAUAUUGAUUUUCAUUCAUUCA
Messenger RNA from Lactuca sativa (garden lettuce), 5512 nucleotides. RefSeq names its product Enhancer of polycomb-like transcription factor protein. Gene Ontology annotation, biological process: regulation of transcription by RNA polymerase II. The record is from RefSeq and is a predicted model, not a curated record. NCBI's taxonomy places the organism in Eukaryota, Viridiplantae, Streptophyta, Magnoliopsida, Asterales, Asteraceae. Gene Ontology annotation, cellular component: NuA4 histone acetyltransferase complex.